This is a messenger RNA of Tarenaya hassleriana, 1345 nucleotides long. Its product is annotated as casein kinase II subunit alpha-3. Gene Ontology annotation, cellular component: nucleus; cytosol; protein kinase CK2 complex. Gene Ontology annotation, biological process: protein phosphorylation. The transcript has 10 exons. Bases 167 to 1168 code for a protein of 333 amino acids. NCBI's taxonomy places the organism in Eukaryota, Viridiplantae, Streptophyta, Magnoliopsida, Brassicales, Cleomaceae. Gene Ontology annotation, molecular function: protein serine/threonine kinase activity; ATP binding. The record is from RefSeq and is a predicted model, not a curated record.
CCCCGAGUGGGGUGACCUUUCUUAUCCUGCGCUCCCUCCAAUCACCAUCAGUCUUCCACUAUCGUCGACAACGCCAGUGAUGCUGACGAUAAGGGACGAUUGAUUGGUUAGAUCGCGGAAUUACCUUCUGGAUCGAUACCUCGGGCUACCAGUCUGCGGAGGAAUCAUGUCCAAAGCUAGGGUUUAUGCCGACGUUAACGUUGUCCGACCUAAGGAAUACUGGGAUUACGAGUCUCUCGUUGUUCAGUGGGGAGACCAGGAUGAUUAUGAGGUCGUGCGGAAAGUUGGUCGUGGUAAAUACAGUGAAGUUUUUGAAGGCAUAAAUGUCAAUUCAAAGGAGCGCUGUAUAGUCAAAAUCCUUAAGCCCGUAAAGAAGAAGAAGAUUAAGAGAGAGAUAAAGAUCCUCCAGAACCUUUGUGGCGGGCCAAAUAUUGUUAAGCUGCUUGAUAUAGUCAGAGAUCAGCACUCCAAAACUCCUAGCUUGAUAUUUGAGUUUGUUAACAGCGUGGACUUCAAAGUUUUGUACCCGACUUUGACUGAUUAUGAUAUCCGAUACUAUAUAUACGAGCUCUUGAAGGCAUUAGAUUUCUGCCAUUCUCAAGGAAUAAUGCACAGGGAUGUCAAGCCUCACAAUGUCAUGAUAGAUCAUGAACUGAGGAAGCUUCGCUUGAUAGAUUGGGGCCUUGCUGAGUUUUACCAUCCUGGAAAAGAGUAUAAUGUUCGAGUUGCCUCGAGAUACUUCAAGGGUCCUGAGCUUCUAGUUGAUCUGCAAGAUUAUGACUAUUCCUUAGACAUGUGGAGUCUUGGUUGUAUGUUUGCUGGCAUGAUUUUUCGCAAGGAACCCUUCUUCUACGGUCAUGAUAAUCAUGAUCAGCUUGUCAAAAUUGCUAAGGUACUGGGAACUGAUGAGCUAAAUGCCUACCUUAACAAAUAUCAGUUAGAUCUUGACCCACAGCUUGAGGCACUCGUUGGAAGGCACAGCAGGAAGCCAUGGCCAAAGUUUAUCAGUGCAGACAACCAGCACUUGAUCUCCCCUGAGGCCAUCGAUUUUCUUGAUAAGCUUCUUCGGUAUGAUCAUCAAGACAGGCUUACCGCGAGAGAUGCCAUGGGUCACCCAUACUUUGCUCAAGUGAGAGCUGCAGAGAGCAGCAGGCUGCGCACACAGUAACGCUCAUUUAAAGACCAAACUACCUUUACACUCGUUAUUUCUGUCUUUUUGGAGACAAAAGCUUCUACUGCUAUUCUUCUUGUCUUCUUAAAAUACAACUUUCUCAACAAACAGGUUUCAUAUAUAAACCCUUGGUCGCAUGCCUACCCGCUCUCAUGGCAAUUUUCUUUCGAGCUA